GUCUUCCUCUCCUCCCGUUUCCUUCGGAUGGUGUUCUUAGACUGGGCUGAAAUACGAGUCUCUGCUGCGAGUUGAGACCAAUAACCAGCCCGUUUCAUUAGCAGCGGACGGCAGGAGGGCAGCUGUGAGUUCAUGAGAUGUUUCCCGGACGAUGCGCUUUAUCCGGCCGCUAGAAGCGCGAAUAUGGCCUAUUAUUUGUGUGACAUUAGAUAAAGGGAGUGCACCUUGCGUCCGAGAGCAUGGAGGUGACGUAUGCUGCUUUACAGCUUCUGCGGUUUGAUGCGUAGAAACACUUCUCACGAACAAAGAUGGAUUUACCUCGUCGUUUUCCGGACCCGGUUCUCAACCCGAUGUUGUUCAACGAAUCCGCGGCACCCGUCGGUAUGAAUGAAGCGUGUGCGGCUGGGAGCGGGUCCGGCGCCAUGGCAACCAGCGCGUUGAGAAACGACCUGGGCUCCAACAUUCAUGUGUUAAAGACUCUAAAUCUCCGCUUCCGCUGCUUCCUCUCCAAAGUCCACGAGUUAGAGCGCAGAAAUAAGUUAUUGGAGAUCCAGCUGCAGCACGCCCAAGAGCAAUCCCGGUACCGGCUGCUGUUUUCCCGGGAGCAAGCGGUCCAGACGAACCUCGAGCUGCCUUACUCAAACGCACUGUGUCAGUCAAGACUCCCCGGCAGAAUCUGGAGUUUCUCACACACCGCCAGAUACGGAGGACGGUUUGAGACCCAUCAGGGGCCUGGAGUGUCCUGGACUCAUCCCGACGGCGUCGGGGUUCAGAUUGACACCAUCACACCUGAACUCAGGGCCUUGUACAAUGUUUUGGCCAAAGUCAAGCGCGAGAGGGACGAGUACCGGAGAAAAUGGGAGGAGGAGGUGUCUAAGCGUCAGCAGAUGGAGUCAUUGGUGGAGACCUUACAGGAGAAUGUAAACGAAUCUGAAGCCAUUCAGGGCGAGUUGAAUGAGAAGGUUGAAAGACUGAAAGCUGAACUGGUGGUCUUCAAGAGCCUCAUGAGUGAUGCUGGCGGACACCGCCGCUCUAAAGCUGUAGAAAAUCGGCGGAAAAUCCUGCACCUGAAAGAAAUGUCUGACCUUGACACCAAGAUUCAGGAGAAAGCCAUGAAGGUGGACAUGGACAUCUGCAGGAGAAUUGACAUCACAGCCAAACUGUGUGACGUGGCUCAGCAGAGGAACUCAGAAGACAUGUCUAAGAUGUUCAAUGUCAGUCCAUCCAGAGCAUCAGCAGACAGGAUGGCUGUGGUGUGCAAAAAAAAGGAGAAAAAGCCAGUGUCAGAUGAGGAGAACUCAGAGAUGGAUGCAGAUCCCAGCACUUCAGAGGAGGAUGUCCCCUUCAACAUCACAGACGAGAUGAAACGCAUGCUAAACCAGCUACAUUGUUCAGAUAAUUCAUUUGUUGCUAGACGGGAGACGUUUGAGAUCGAUGAUGACUGUGACAGUUUGACAUGGGAAGAGAACGAUGAUACGCUGUUGUUAUGGGAGGAUUUCACCAACUACAACGUUCCCUACAGCCUUACUAAUAACGCCGGUGCCCUCGACUGCAACGGAGACGCACAAGAACCUGAAUGCAGUCUGGGAAAUCUCUUUGAUGAGACUGAGUCUCUUUUCAAGACCAGAGAGCAGGAAUAUCAAAACACAAUUGGACAAAUUGAGAUGGAGUUGGCCACAGCUAAGAGUGACAUGAACAGACAUCUGCAUGAGUAUAUGGAGAUGUGCAGCAUGAAGCGAGGGCUGGAUGUGCAGAUGGAGACAUGCAGGAGAAUGAUCAAGGGUGGCAGAAAUUCUCUUUCCAUCAGCUCAUCUGCGAGUAGUGACUCAGGGAACACUGACGAGAUACAAGAUGAGUCGGACAAGGACGGAGAGACGGAGGGGCCAAUCAGCUGAUACCUGCCCAAGCUGACCCCACUCUAUUCCCCCCACAAGCUCCAAUCAGCUCUUGGGCCUCCUAGCAGUCGGCCAAUGCCAUUACACUGAGGGACAGAGCCCACUCAACCAAACCCUAAAUCCUGUAGGUGCUUUAACGUCUCUGUGUUAGAGUGGGGUGGAGUUGAUGAGGGUUGUUUUUGUGUUUUGACAUCAAUAUGGAUGUGUCACAUGGUGCCACAGCUGUCACAGGACAGCCUGUCUACGAAUCAGAUCAAUCUCAGCCAAAAUACAUCAAUACACCCGCUCAAACCUGAAGUCCAUAUCAAGUCCAUAUCUUGAUUAGAAAAUGUCCACACAACAUGAGUGAAACAAUAGACUGAAACCAAUCAGACCAAAUGGACUGAUCUCCCUUCAGCUGAAAACUUUCCUUAAUAUUCAUGGCUUUUUAUUUUUUUAAAAACUAUUUCAGAAAUCAAGUUUACUGCAGAAACAUUUAGGCCUUUUUAAGCCCGAAUCCAGUCGACAAAUGUGGAACACAGAAAAGGCUCAAGUUCUAUGCAAUCAGCCUUAUUUUGUGAUCUUUGUUUUCUUAGCUAACAAAACUGUGCUCUAAGAGUGUUUUGCUGAUGUUCACAGUUAGCUAUGAAAAUGUUAUUCAUGAAUGUUAUCUGAACAUUAAAA
Puntigrus tetrazona (Sumatra barb) is the source of this 2558-nucleotide messenger RNA. Its product is annotated as intermediate filament family orphan 2-like. The transcript has 10 exons. The record is from RefSeq and is a predicted model, not a curated record. NCBI's taxonomy places the organism in Eukaryota, Metazoa, Chordata, Actinopteri, Cypriniformes, Cyprinidae. Bases 309 to 1895 code for a protein of 528 amino acids.